Messenger RNA from Apus apus (common swift), 2301 nucleotides. RefSeq names its product zinc and ring finger 2 (gene ZNRF2). Lineage: Eukaryota; Metazoa; Chordata; Aves; Apodiformes; Apodidae. The transcript has 5 exons. Bases 423 to 1157 code for a protein of 244 amino acids. The record is from RefSeq and is a predicted model, not a curated record.
GCGAGCGAGCGAGCGAGCGGCCGGCCUCGGCGGCGCGGCGGCCGCCGGUGCCCCCCACAGAGCCCCGCGGCGGAGGAUGGCGGUGGCGGCGGCCACGGCGGCAGCGGGCAGGGCAGAAGCAGCGGUGGGGCCGAGCGGCCGCGCGGCGGGAGCCAGCACCGUCCCGAGCAGCUCAUGGUGGCGCCCCAGACGCGCCAGCAGCGGCCGCGCCGGGGCCGCCAGCUGAGCCGGAUCCCGGCGGGCGGCUCUCCCCUCUCGACAUCGACCCACCCAGCGACCCGUUCCCCGGCGUGCCCUCUCCCCGGCGCGACACGCGCCUCCUCGGCUUGCCCCCCGCCGGGACCGGACUCCCUCCGCCCCCGGGGCGCCGCGGGGAAGGCGGCGGCGAAGGGCGCCGGGCAGCGCCAGGCGGCGGCGGGACCAUGGGCGCGAAGCAGAGCAGCCCCACCGCCGCCAACGGCCGCACCCGGGCGUACUCCGGCGGGGAUUUACCUUCCUCCAGCAGCAGCAGCAGCGGCGGCGCUAACGGGACCGGCGGGCGCUCGGCAGGCGCUGGCGGGCGGUACGCGCACCUGGCGGCGGCAGCGCCUCAUGCCGCUCCCGGCGGCGCGGCGGCGGCAGCAGGAGGAGGAGGAGCGGCGGCGGCGGGUGCCGCGGGGUCGGCGCCCCGGAGCAGGUCCUUAGGGGGGGCCACCGCCUCCGGGGCCCGGGCCGCUCAAUCCGCCUUCAACAUCCCCCACAGCAGCGGUCCGUACGGCUCGCAGGACUCGGUCAACAGCACCCCGGAGGAGGGCGGCCGGGAGCGGCCCGCGGGGGGCGGCAGCGGCGGCUCCUCCGGCGGGCCCCGGCUAGUGAUCGGCUCGCUGCCCGCUCACCUCUCGCCGCACCUGUUCGGAGGAUUCAAGUGCCCUGUAUGUUCAAAAUUUGUAUCUUCUGAUGAAAUGGAUUUACAUCUUGUGAUGUGUUUGACAAAACCAAGGAUAACCUACAAUGAGGAUGUGCUGAGUAAAGAUGCUGGGGAGUGUGCAAUAUGCCUGGAAGAGCUGCAGCAAGGAGAUACUAUAGCACGGCUGCCUUGCCUCUGCAUAUAUCAUAAAGGCUGCAUAGAUGAAUGGUUUGAAGUAAAUAGAUCUUGCCCUGAGCAUCCAUCAGAUUAAGACAAGAUUCAUGGUUUUAGCUGCUUCCACUGAUGAGAACAUCUACGAGAUGUGAGGUUCCCUUGCUGAACACAGUGUGCCUGGCUUGGGACUUGCAGUUCUUUGUGGCUGAAAAAGGCAAAGAUGGACAGUGACAUGAAAAAAGCAUCGCAGACACACCCGGUUACUUGCCAGUUGUGCUCAGUAUACCAAACACUCAUGCAAAGGACACACAGGGAUUUUGAAAAUGCUGCACAUUCUGUAACAAUCUACUCCCCGCUGACAUUACUGACUAUUUUAUAUUGAAGGCCAAAGUUCCUAAUUUCAGCCUAACUUCUGGUUCUGUGAAGGAAGCGGGUUGUUGGAUGUGUUUCCUACUCUGUCUCAAGAGGAAGCGGAGACAUUGGUCCGUGCUUUCUGAGAUCCUUGCAGGAGGAUGGCCCUGGUUUUGAGCGGGAACGUUUUCGCCUUCUUGUUGGCUGAAGAAGAGUAAAUGGCAAACUAAAUAUAAUCUUAACAGUGUGACCUUAAUUUACUGAAUUCACACCCUGUUUUAUGUUCUACACUUUUUCCAAGAACAGAAAACAUAAACUUCUCUGCAUAGGAAUACUGUAUUUCAACAUUUUGUAACUAAACCUUUGUCACAAUGCAGUCCAAAGAGUAAAACCAAGACAGGUAACUAAUUUAUCUUGAGCAAGCUAUAGGGAUCGUUGAAAUCUGCACAUGGUAUGGCUAUUUAAGUAACUAAAACUUCUCUUCUACUGCUUGUGAGUAAAAACAAAACAAAAAAAUGCAGCAAAGCGAAAUCUUACAGCUAUGCAACUUUUUUUUAAAUAGGAAAGAAAAAAAAAAAUUACCAAUUUUAAGUGCUGCCAGGUAAGGUAAUUUGUUUAACGGGUAUUUUUUUAAAGAUGUUUCAGGUAAUUAUUUUAUUGUACUACUGUCAUCUCCAGGCUGCCUCCUGAGGUGUAAAUGAGUAACUGCAAAAGUGAGCACAGCAAGAGGUUUUUAUAGGCACGGGUGAGAUAAUAUCGAGGUGGGAUUUGUGUUUAAUUUUUAAAAUGCAGAAGUUUUUGUUUCCUGGUUUGAAUGUUUUAUUUUGAUGGCAGGAUCUGUAGUACUUUGCAUCUAAAUCCUUGGUCUCUUUGUGUGGAGACAAGCAUUU